Messenger RNA from Aspergillus campestris IBT 28561, 1293 nucleotides. RefSeq names its product fatty acid alpha-hydroxylase. The transcript has 4 exons. The record is from RefSeq and is a predicted model, not a curated record. Gene Ontology annotation, biological process: fatty acid metabolic process. Lineage: Eukaryota; Fungi; Ascomycota; Eurotiomycetes; Eurotiales; Aspergillaceae. The coding region runs from base 153 to 1097 and encodes 314 amino acids. Gene Ontology annotation, cellular component: endoplasmic reticulum; membrane. Gene Ontology annotation, molecular function: fatty acid 2-hydroxylase activity; heme binding.
CAUCUCAGUCGGCGAUCUCUAGUUAAGUCUCUGGAGUCUUGACUCUCCUCACUCAAUCGACUCAUCCCUCCACCUCCAUCCUUUGGUCACACUCGCUAUUCCUUUUCUCCAACCACUGCGAAUUUUCAACAGACGUUCGACCGUUGGCAACCAUGCCUGGAAGGGUCCUACCCACGUUCACCGCCGCCGAGGUCGAGUCGCAUAACAAUGCCGACUCGUGCUAUGUGACGAUCGGCUCCCAAGUUUACGACAUCACUCCGUUCGUCGAGGACCACCCGGGAGGCGGGGAUUUGAUUUUGGAAUAUGCGGGCAAGGAUGUGAAGGAGAUUUUGCGCGACGUCGGAUCCCACCAACACUCCGAGUCCGCCUACGAAAUUCUCCAAGAUAACCUCGUCGGCUUCCUCGUCUCGGAUUCGGAGGCGAAAUCCUCCAAGACGCAAACUUGCUCUUCAUCCGGCCCCGUUUACGCGACCACCGGCAUGUCCCGCGAAGAGGACCUCUCCGUCGACACCGACUACACUCACGACUAUAAGACACACAAGUUUCUGGAUCUCAAUCAACCGCUCCUGCUCCAGCUGUGGAAUAGCGGUUUCAGCAAAGAGUUCUAUUUGGAGCAGAUCCAUCGCCCGCGUCACUACAAAGGAGGAGAGUCGGCCCCGUUGUUCGGCAACUUCCUGGAGCCCUUGAGCAAAACUGCAUGGUAUGUGGUGCCGAUUGUCUGGUUGCCCCCCGUCUCCUACGGAACCUACUUGGGUUUUGCUGGACUGGGUAAUGUACCGGCAGCGGCCGCCUAUUGGUUGGGUGGCCUAUUCCUCUGGAGUCUCAUCGAGUAUCUCAUGCACCGUUUCUUGUUCCACAUCGAUGGUUUUCUCCCGGACAAUCGAGUUGGACUCUGCCUCCACUUCCUUCUUCACGGCAUUCACCAUUACCUGCCGAUGGACAGGUAUCGACUCGUGAUGCCUCCGACCCUGUUCGUCGUGUUGGCGGCGCCGUUCUGGAAGUUGGCCCACACGGUCUUCUUUUACAACUGGCAUGCGGCGCUGCUGGUAUACUGCGGUGGUGUCUUUGGCUACAUCUGCUAUGACCUGACCCUAUGAGAAUGGGUAUGGAGUCACGAGCCGCUUCUGGGACCGCAUCUUUGGUACGGAACUGGUGACGCCGCCGCCCAAGGAUGUGAAGACCCAAUAGAUACUGUCGUCCCGUCGGUUUUUCUCCUUGCCCACUUGGGGAGGAUGGAGAGGUCACUUCUCCGUCUAACACUCAUCCUCCAUCUAUACGAAGUAAUGCUGGGUU